GAAUAUGACAGAAAUAGUGUGAGAGAGUGAACAUGAGACUGCUAUAGCAGGAUGUCUUAGAGCGAGAUGAAAGAACAUUUUGGAAACUAGAGGAAGAUACGAAUAUGACAGAAUAUUGUGAGAAAGUGAACGGGAGAACGUCGACAGUGCGGGAUGUCCGGAAAUAGAACAGCCUGGUUUCUAGCCAAAAAACGUUUCGCUCGAAGUUGAUCCGAUGACCUGAGAUCGAACAGUUUUUCAGUUUUCGGGAUGUCUGCUUCCUCGAAGGCUCCUGCCGCAACGAAAAAAACGGCGGAAGAAAUUCCGUGGGACCUUUUUGACCGCUGUUUCGUUCCAGUGGUGUUUUCACAUGCGGCAGCUGUGAUCUUGUCUACCGUUCUGAAUGUGCUCUACAUCUCCCAAGUAUCUUCUUUCACACUGUUCAUUCUCUUUCUAAUCAUUUCUAUAGGAUCCACCAUCUUCUAUCACAAUUUGAAGGUAACCGCUGCAGGAAAGGCUGUGCUGAUAACUGGUUGCGAGUCGAAGAUUGGAUAUGCCAUUGCAAGACAAUUGGAUGAUUUGGGUUUCACAGUUUUCGCCGGAUUCCAAACUAAUGAAAACCUCGCCUCAAAACUGAAAGAUGAAUCAUCGGGAAGACUUCAUGUCUUGAAAUUGGACAUUACAUCUGAAUCAGACUUGCAAGACGCUUUGUCCUAUGUGAAGGAACACUUGCCUGAAAAAUCUCCUGGUCUAUGGGCACUCAUCAACAAUGUGUCUUGGGCUGCUUUUGGGGAGGUGGAGUGGGUUCCCAAAACGGUCUACCAAAAAGCUGCCGACAUGAUAUUGAGUACAAUCCGCACCACACAAGUUUUCCUGCCGCAUCUUCGCAAAACUAAAGGACGCGUUAUAAAUGUGAUCAGUAUUGUGGGUCGCAUUGCAUCUCCGGUCAGAUCCCCGUUCUGUGCGGUCAAAUUCGGCCUGGAGGCGUUCUCAGAGUGCCUGCGUUUGGAGAUGCGCAGAUGGGGCGUAGAUGUGGUAGUUGUCGAGCCUGGACACCUCACUACAGGAAAUUGGUUCGAUGACAAGCAAAUGCUGGAGGAUGCUAAGAAGAUGUGGGACUCCAUGGAUGACGGCACAAGAGAAGAUUACGGCAAGGAUUACUUCGAAUUCAAAGUCAGAACUAUGCCUGAGUACAUGAAGCAACAGGAAAGUGACCCAGUCCCCGUGAUUCGUGCCCUUGUGGACUCCGUGACUCGAUCGUUCCCUCUCCCUCGCUACACCCCCGUCACCCGCGAGGAGAAAUUGCAAUCAAUUAUUGCUCACCACUUGCCUAGAUCAGUUUAUGACAUUCUCUACUCAUAAAAAUUACUCUUUGUUGAAAAAUUAGAAAUUUCUUUAAAUUAUUUGAACCAUAUAAUGAGAUUCUCGUUAUGUCUGUGUUUGGAAAAUGUAUGUCUGUAUUAGAUUCACGUUAUAUUUGAAAAAUGGUUAAUUUUGUGUAGUAUAUGUACUGUCUAUUGCACAUAUGUUGGCCUAGUCGCUGGCCGAGCCUGGUAAUGUCCAGUCCUCAUCCAGGCAAGUGCUGCAAACCACCCAUUGGACCGACAUGUGGAUGCGACAUAAAACUGGAGCCAUUAUUCUGCCAAAAAUUGUACUCUUCAUAAUUGUAAUAGGUUCAAUAGAUCAACAUUCUGUAACUACAA
This is a messenger RNA of Nilaparvata lugens (brown planthopper), 1682 nucleotides long. RefSeq names its product D-beta-hydroxybutyrate dehydrogenase, mitochondrial. The record is from RefSeq and is a predicted model, not a curated record. NCBI's taxonomy places the organism in Eukaryota, Metazoa, Arthropoda, Insecta, Hemiptera, Delphacidae.